UUGAAGCUGGGCUGGGAGAUAUAACUUUAACUUCAACCACAUUUUUUCCUUUGAGUAGGUGAUGCUUUAUUUUUGGUGUCAGACGUGUGUGGUCUGGUAGAAAGAAAUACUUUUACUUUUCACUUCCUGUGGAGGGACAGGUGCAUUAAGGAGGGAUGUGAAAGUCUUCUUAUCUGAGGAAAAUUAAAAUCAGACUACAAAAGUCUCAUCAAAUAAGAAUUUUUUUAGACUUUAUCACUACAUAAUAGGAUGAUUCUAUAAAAAAUAAAACGAAUCCAGUCUCAUAAUAACCAUGCUGAAGAAAUCAGACCAUUUUUGAAAAACAUAAUAUAGAAAUAUUUACCAUCAAGAAAAAUCUCCCAAGUUUUCAGAAAGCAUCAGUGAGCGGGCCCAACUCCCCCAGUGAGACCCGUCGGGAGCGGGCCUUCGACGCCAACACCAUGUCCUCUGCCGAGAAUAUCCUCUGCCAGUUCUGUGACCAGGAUCCUGCCCAGGAUGCUGUGAAGACCUGUGUCACUUGCAAGGUGUCCUACUGUGACGAGUGCCUAAAAGCCAUUCACCUGAACAAGAAGCCUUUUACAGGCCUUCGUCUGAUUGAGCCAAUCCCGGACUUGCACAUCCUGGGGCUGCUGUGCCUGGAGCAUGAGGAUGAGAAGGUGAAUACUUACUGCGUGACCGAUGACCAGUUAAUAAUCUGUGCCUUGUAUAAACUGGUUGGGCGGCACCGCGAUCAUCAGGUGGCAGCUUUGAGUAAGCGCUAUGACAAAUUGAAGCAAAAUUUAGAGAGUAACCUCACCAAUCUUAUUAAGAGGAACAUGGAACUGUAGACCCUUUUGGCUAAGCUCAUCCAAACCUAUCAACAUGUUGAAGUCAAUGCUUCAUGUCAAGAAGCCACAUUGACAGACAAGUGUGAUCUUCUCAUUGAGAUCAUUCAACAAAGACGACAAAUUAUUGGAACCAAGAUAA
This is a messenger RNA of Heterocephalus glaber (naked mole-rat), 966 nucleotides long. The record is from RefSeq and is a predicted model, not a curated record. NCBI's taxonomy places the organism in Eukaryota, Metazoa, Chordata, Mammalia, Rodentia, Bathyergidae.